This is a messenger RNA of Chelonoidis abingdonii (Abingdon island giant tortoise), 1178 nucleotides long. NCBI's taxonomy places the organism in Eukaryota, Metazoa, Chordata, Testudines, Testudinidae. The record is from RefSeq and is a predicted model, not a curated record.
ACUUGCUCAGAAAUUUGAGGAUGAACCUUAUUUCAAUGUCAGCCCUUUUAGCAUUUUUCUAUAGCUUUGCACUAUGUAAACCUGUCCAGGUAGCCACAAGAAAUAAUGAAAUGGACAGUGAUACAACUCUGCAUGAAGGUGACAUUGUCUUGAGAAGAAAACGCAAUGCCAUAAACUGUGACAGCAGCUGCUUCUGGCCCAAGUCCCGUAAUGGGCUAGUCAACGUCCCAGUUAAUGUUUCUACAGAGUUUUCUGUGGAAGAGAGGACUUGGAUUGUUGAAGCAAUGCAGGAGUUCACAACCCUGACUUGUGUCCAGUUUAUAAAUCACACAACAGAAACCAACUACAUAAGCAUUGUACCUGGGGAGAGCUGCUGGUCUCACUUUGGAAAGAUUGGAGGUAUGCAGCAGGUGGGCCUGAUGAAAACAGGCUGCAUGAGUAAAGGAGCAAUUCAACAUGAAAUGAACCAUGCGCUGGGUUUUUUACAUGAACAGGCCCGGAGUGACCGGGACAAUUAUGUUAAGAUCAUGUGGCAAUACAUUAUGGCAGGGGAACAAGGGAACUUUGGGAAAGUGAAUUCCAAUAACCUGGGUCUUCCCUACGACUAUUCCUCAGUGAUGCACUACGGCUUAUAUGACUUCUCUAACACCUCUGGGAAAGCAACUAUUGUACCGAUUCCUGAUCCCUCUGUACCCAUCGGACAGAGAGAGGGACUGAGUAAUCUCGACGUGGCUAAAAUCAACAAGCUCUAUAGCUGCAAUUGCUGUAGCAAUGUGCUGCAUAAACCUGCUGACACCUUCUCAUCUGUCAAUUAUCCAUCUUCUUAUCCAGACAACAGCAACUGUCUGUGGCUCAUUCGCAUCCCACAGCAUCAGGUUUUCCUGCAGUUUGAUGCUUUUGAUCUUCAGCCUUCUCCAGACUGUACCUCAGACUACAUCAGAAUUUAUGAUGGAAGCAGCAGGAAUUCCAGUGUCUUACUGGACAAGUUGUGUGGGAUGGGGUCCUUACCCUCAUUGGUGGCUUCUAGAAAUGUGAUGCUUGUAGAGUUUGUGAGCGAUGAGGCUACUGCAGCAACAGGUUUCCAAGCCUCCUAUAGCCAGGGUGCGGACAGUACCUCAUUUACAGAGCUUGGUGACAUUUCUAAUUUUUGCUUAGAAAAUAUUUAUGUGCAAAACUGA